Molecule: messenger RNA, 782 nt
Organism: Rhodofomes roseus
Lineage: Eukaryota; Fungi; Basidiomycota; Agaricomycetes; Polyporales; Fomitopsidaceae
Exons: 7
Coding region: 136-594 (152 amino acids)
Source: RefSeq, a predicted model, not a curated record
GUGACAGAUCCAUACAAUGGGUCCAGAGCUCUCGCUUCCACGGCGAUUGGCAGCGCAGCUCGUCUCGAGUGACUUGUCACACACCAGGAGGAGUUGUCUGAUAUCACGGAAUCAAGAUGCCGAGAAACGUGGAGUAUGAACGUCAAUCGUUUCAGAACUCGCAGGUCGUCCCACGCUCACCUUGCACCACUGGCGCCGACGACGCUGCGCUGCAUCCUUGAAGCGGGAUGCUCACAAGAGCCCAGAUUGCCUCAGCGGCUCCUGACGGCCGUGUCUGUCUGCACCUUCUUGCUUAAGCCGGAACGAGCUCGCAUCGAGCCUAUAUCGGUGACGCUUACGCGCUCCUGUCCUCCUCCAAUUUCACCUGUGCAGGCAUUCAUUUGGCUGUCACCCUUGUUUUGUUCGCUAUCGGCACGGCUCGAGUGCGAUCCGUGGACCUCAAUACAACGAACCAGCUUUCGACACGGAACUGGAAGACGAGCUCGGGUUGGCGCACAGCUGCUAUUCGGCUUUGCGCAAGACUUGCCCGGAGUCAUGCAAUGUUCGUUGCACUCGCAUCGAAACAUGCUCAACGAACACAAACAGAGUACCUAGCCAACGUCCAGCCUGGUGAUACACGCGGCCAGCUGCGCUGGGCUAUGAAACUGUCGCGGUUCCUUCCGCCAAUUGCAGACGUCGCGUUUCUCAACGUCUUGAUGCUUCGAGAGCUUCUCCGGUACAUUCUGUCGCGUUAAAUUAUUCGUCAGACAUCUUCGAGCACGUAUGUUGAUCGUGAAGUAGUG